CCCCGUGUGUGAUGAAGCUGUUGUAAAGAUGGCGGACUUCCUGCCGUCCCGCUCCGUGCUGUCGGUGUUUUUCCCGAACUGUCUCCUGACCAGCGGGGAGGCCGAACAGCUACGGAAGUCCCGGGAGAUCGAUAAGUGCAUCAACCGCGACAAGACGUACGUGAAGCGGCUGGUGAAGAUCCUCCUGCUCGGGGCGGGAGAGAGCGGAAAGUCCACCUUCCUGAAGCAGAUGCGGAUCAUCCACGGACAGGACUUCGACCAGAAGGCCAAGGAGGACUUCAGAGCCACGAUCUUCAGCAACGUUAUUAAAGGUAUCCGAGUGUUGGUGGAUGCUCGUGAGAAGCUUCACAUCUCCUGGGGGAACCCAUCCAACCAACGACACGGAGACACCAUGAUGGCAUUCGACACCCGUUCAGCGAUGGCUCAUGGUCACGGUAUGGUGGAGCCCAAAGUCUUUCAGCACUACCUGCCAUCCAUCCGGGCGCUGUGGGCCGACCAGGGCAUCCAGAGCGCCUACGAUCGCCGCAGGGAGUUCCAGCUGGGGGAGUCAGUGAAGUAUUUCCUGGACAAUUUGGAAAAGCUUGGCCAGUCGGACUACCUUCCCAGCCAGCAGGACAUCCUUCUGGCCAGAAAGCCCACUAAAGGCAUCCACGAGUACAACUUUGAGAUUAAGAAUGUGCCCUUCAAAAUGGUGGAUGUGGGUGGUCAGCGCUCUGAGAGACGACGCUGGUUCGAAUGCUUCGACUCCGUCACCUCCAUCCUCUUCCUCGUCUCCUCGUCUGAAUACGACCAGGUUCUGAUGGAGGACCGACAGACCAACCGGCUCAGCGAGUCCCUCAACAUCUUCGAGACCAUUGUCAACAACCGGGUGUUUAGCAACGUCUCCAUCAUCCUGUUCCUCAACAAGACAGACCUCCUGGAGGAGAAGGUCAAGCAGGUAUCCAUCAAAGACUAUUUUCCUGAGUUCUCAGGUGACCCAACCAGCCUGGCAGACGUCCAGCGCUUCCUGGUUGAAUGCUUUCGCAAAAAGCGCCGCGAGCAGCAGCAGAAGCCACUGUACCACCACUUCACCACGGCCAUUAACACUGAGAACAUCCGGCUGGUGUUCCGGGACGUCAAAGACACCAUUUUGCACGACAAUCUCAAGCAGCUGAUGCUGCAGUGAGGGAACUGAUCGGGAGGAGGGCAAUGGAAAGUUGUUCCACGGUGCCUUUUCCUAAGCAGAGUGGCGUUCCCCUCCUCAUUGACUGUAAUCAGCACCACUACUACCCUCCACGCUUGCUCUCUGCCUUACUGUUCACUGUGACUUUAAACAGACUUCUGCUGAGAGCUCCGGUCUCCUGACCUUCAAACCACUGUAAAUGACCUCUAACCCCACUCUUCUUCUGUGGUGUUCCCUCCCAUGUGUUGGUCUGGUUGCCUUCUUUCCUCUGCUGCUCGGAGUCUUUCUAGGUUUUAAAGCCGUCAGCAGCUGUUUCCAGGUGUUCCUUCUGUCCAGAACCUGCUUAGUUUUGUCUUCUGUUCUACACCUGCUCUCCACUGACGCUUGGUGAUGACAUCACUGGGUUGGGUGGGGUUAAUUCCUGUGAACAGGUGGACCAGGGCUAACUCAGACACACAUAGGAACACUUAUUGCAGAUUCCCGUUGAGUUUUCUAAUGCUGCGUUUCUUUUUUUUAAUCUGCUUCUCACUGACUGUUACUUAUUUAAAGAGGUGGUAUGGAUGGACCACUAGCGCCAUGUUAACAGGCUACUGCAGGACGCCAUGCUAACAGGCUACUGCAGGGCACCAUGCUAACAGGCUACUGCAGGGCACCAUGCUAACAGGCUACUGCAGGGCGACACCUUGUACUCUCUCUUUCUCUGUUUCUCAGGGCACGUUAUGAACCACUUCUAGACGAUUUGAAGCCAUUGAGUCCAGCAACAGAUCUGUGGUUUGUUGUUCUGAAAGAUGCUUCCAAAGCAGAACUCCAUCCAUCUUCAACCUGGAGCAUGUCUGACUAUCCGGGUCUGGACAAAAAGACCUCCUAAUUGCAUUUACACCUGGAAUUAAUGUAGUUUCUAUGCAUGCUGUCUGGUCUGUACAGCUGGUACUAAGAUACCCGAUCAGACCUCCAGGUUUACAUCAGUAAAGUGGAGAUAUUUGGCCUUUUGACUGUUGCUCAGAGAAAACCAGACAUUUGAGGAUGUCACCGUGGAUUCUGAGGGUUUCAUCACAGAUGUUUGCUAACAGUUUAAGUUUCAUUGACCAAACAGUUGGUGAUUUAAGAACAUAAUUGGCAUGUUAGUUUCCGGUGAAAAUGGUUAAUUAGUGAUGUCAGUAUGCAGGUGUAUUCAAAGUGCCCUUUACACAACUCUGAACCAAAGACUUCCAGGUCAGAGAUCAGCUGUUGAGGCCCAUCCACUGGUGGUUGGAUGGUUGAAGGUCUCCAGAGCUUCCUCAGACCUCAUGAUUCCUGCUGCCAUGUUUCCUGUGUGCCUUUAAACAAACCCAGACAGACCACAUUUAACACCAGGACAUGGGUGCUACAAACACUAGAUCCUAAAUAAACCAGCUGUUGGAGAAGUCAGUCUAUCAGUGCUGAACUCUGUGGAUCUCCAGGAGUCUCAUUGCUUCCAGAUCUUCUGGGGUAAACAGUGAGUCACUACUGGAAGAAUCCUGGAGUUUAAAUGUUUAAAGAAAACCUGAAUGAAGCCCUGACAGAGGUCAAGGUUGAAGAUGGUCAGAUCUCUGCUGGAGCCACAUGGAAACACAUGGUUUAUCUCCACUUCAGCUAAGAAGGUGCAAAAAGCAGUUUUUUUCUUUGCAGUUUUCUUUUUCUUCCUCUGAGUAAAAUUGCCAACUGAAGUGUUGUAUUAUUCAGAUGAUUUUAAUUUUUAAAGGUACCUGUCUCUCCUUCCACACAUCCUAAGUUAAACUAAAGGGAUGGAGCAGCCUGAUGUUCUGAAGAACCUCAGUAGGUCUCCUGGCUGCUCUCUGUAUAAAUCUAUGUACAGUUUGUCCUCUAACGUCUACUAUAUGGUGUUUUCCUCUCAGUACUAACAGCUGCUGGAACUCACUCACUUCCUGUACGAGUCUUUGUUUAAAGCUACAGCUGUUAGCUUCUGGUGUUCUAGGAGAAGUUUCUGCUGCUCAGCUUUCUCCAGAUGAACAUGAGCUCCAAAGUCCUCCAUGUCUGCAUUGCUUCAUGCUAACAUUAGCAGCUAAACAACAGCGUUAGCAUUUUGGUUCAUGCUAACAUUAGCAGCUAAACAACAGAGCUAGCAUUCUGCUUCAUGCUAGCAUUGGCAUCUAAACAACAGAGUUAGCAUUCGGCUUCAUGCUAACAUUAGCUGCUAAACAACAGAGUUAGCAUUCAGCUUCAUGCUAACAUUAGCAUGAAACUGAGUAAAGACUCCUGUUGCUGACAGCAGCGAAUCUCUGAGGAAACUGAACAGAAAAACAGUUUCAGAGACUUUCCUGCUUUAAUCAGUUUUCUAAAUUAGAACCUAGAAAACCUGACAGCAGAAUAAGAAACGAUCUGAUCACCAAAGCUUUACAGUUCUAAAGGCCUCGUUAUCUCCAGAAUGACCCCAUUCAGACCUGAUCAGGAUGUUAGUAUUAUUGUUAUCAGAAAAGAAUUCCUGUUUUGAUCGUUUAAUUCUGACUUUUUGUUCAGUUUCCUGUUUUAAUUAACGCUGUUUCAGAUUUUCAGUGCUUCUUAUAGAAAAGAUGGAAUAAAUGGAGGACAGAGGAGUGCAUCAGUAGUGUAGUCACCGAUCACCUUUUUACUUGACUGUUUAUUUGACUGUUCAUUCAGCAAACAGCUCAGAGUUCUGAGCAACACAUUUAGAAAAAGGUCACAUGAUCAGCAGAGACUAUUUUUAGGUGGAGGGUUUGAGUUUUCUGACAUCUCGGUGUUUGUUCCUCUUCUUCCAGCCUCAGGAUGAAUCAGUCUGAUGCUAGUUCAGGUCUGAGUCUUGUAGCUUUACAGAUUCUGUCCUUUACACCAGCAUGGAUUCUGCUGCCGUCUGAGCGUGAAGCAGUGAAGUCACAUGAUGGCUCUGGUGUUUUCCAACAGUUGAAAAGAGGAAGCUGAGUUUGUCAGACUUGGCAGCAUGAUUCUGUCACACUGAAAGCUUCUGUCUGCUGUUGGACUAAAGCUGAAGCUGCAGAGUCUCUUUGUCUGGACUGGACAAUAAAUCCAUGUCAUCGCUUCAGACCAGAGCAUGAAGUCAGACUGGCCUUUAUGCUGCUGAACAAACUGUUUCAGUUCUACAGCUCAGACUGCAUGUUGUCACCAGGAGCAGAUGUUCUGAUGUUCUGAAUGCUGCUCAGCUCUCUCCAGAGUUUCACAUCACAACUGGACCUUACAUAAAGACGGUUCUCAGUAAUGAACCUUUACUAAACCUCCAGCAGCAUCAGAAGUCCACAGGAGGGGAAGUCUGAGCAGCACUGAGUUCCAGCAGGAAAGUUCAUGAAUUCAUGAUGACCAGCUGUGGAAAACUAAAAGCUGUUACUUUAGUGUUUAGUUAGAAUGAUCAGUUCCUCUGUGAGUGUCCUCCACAAAAUAUACAGGACCUAGACUGAGUAUGAAAAUACAGUUUGGCUCAUAUUGAUGUGUGCAGGUUAGAGUUAAUAGGGUUAGAAUUAGUAGGGUUAGUAGGGUUGGUAGGGUUAGUAGGGUUUGGGUUGGGAUUAAUGGGUUAGGGUUAGCGGGUUAAGAUUAGGGUGGUUUGGGUUAAGGUUAGUAGGGUUAGUGUUAGUAGGGUUAGGAGGUUAGGGUUAGCAGGGUAAGGUUAGGGUGGUUUGGGUUAAGGUUAGUAGGGUUAGUAGGGUUGUUAGGGUUAGCGGGUUAAGGUUAGGGUGGUUUGGGUUAGGGUUAACAGCCACAUUGUUCGCAGCAGAACUGUAUUGAUCAUGUGAGAUCAACGACUGCUGAAGGCAGCUGAGAAACUUCAUAAUAAAGGUAGUCAAGCCUAAUGUUUAAACCUUCCACAAGUCCAAACAUCCACACCAUGGAAAAGAUCAGCUGCUGCUGGUUUCAGUCUGUUAGUAAUGAAGGGAACAAAACUGUCUUAAAGCACAACAGUUAGUUUUAAACCUUUUGGCAAAGUACAGCAGACUUUAUUUUUCAGCACAGAACAGUUCAGUCCAAAAGUCUUCAUAUUGACCAACUAGUUUCUUCUGGCUGGAAAUGACCGUAAAAUUGUUAGAGAUGUCAGCCAUGAUUUAUGCACUUUGUUGUACUUUUUUUUCUAAAAUGACAUUUCAUGGGUCACUGACUGACUAGUAGGGUUAGUAGCCACUGACUAGUAGGGUUAGUCACUGACUAGUAGGGUUAGUAGAGUCACUGACUGACUUGUAGGGUUAGUAGAGUCACUGACUGACUAGUAGGGUUAGUAGUCACUGACUAGCAGGGUUAGUAGAGUCACUGGCUGACUUGUAGGGUUAGUAGAGUCACUGACUCACUAGAAGGGUUAGUAGAGUCACUGACUAGUAGGGUUAGUAGUCACUGACUAGUAGGGUUAGUAGAGUCACUGACUAGUAGGGUUAGUAGUCACUGACUAGUAGGGUUAGUAGUCACUGACUGACUAGUAGGGUUAGUAGUCACUGACUGACUAGUAGGGUUAGUAGUCAGUGACUAGUAGGGUUAGUAGUCACUGACUGACUAGUAGGGUUAGUAGUCACUGACUAGUAGGGUUAGUAGAGUCAUUGCCUAGUAGGGUUAGUAGAGUCACUAGUCCUGUGUUUUUUUAGUCCUAACUAGUAACUGAGUAGAGAAAAACUGCAUCAGCUGUACUUAGUUUAUUAGAACCCAUCAGGCUUUAGGGUUAGAAUAAUGAAGAACAUAUUUAAUACUGUUAUUAAUCUCUAACUGCGUCUGAUUGUUUCCAUUUCCAGCCAGCAGACUCUCAUUGGUCGAAUAUAAACCUCUAAAUCAGGUCUGCUGUAAACGACUCGUAUUUCAGGAUUAAAGGCCUCAUUGAGCUUCUUGUUCAGUCUGAAGGUUUUUAUGAAGUGAAUCUCCAUCAGAGAACAGCGCCCCCUGGUGAUCAGCUGCCCUCCUUUCCCUCCUCCACACAUCCAUCACUGUCUGAAAAUUCACUGUUACAGCGUUGGACAGGUUUCUGUUGGAGUUGUUCUGAAGCCUCCAUCUGUCUCCAGCUCCUCUGAUGGAAGGUCCUAGAUGGAACUUUAGAGUUCUGCUCCAGAAGCUCCUCUGAUGGAAGCUCUGAUCUCCAGAAGCUCCUCUUUCUAAACUCUGCUUUGUUACACUUAUGUGUUACUGUUUUUUUGCACUGCAUCUUUGUGUUGUGUGAACCUGACAUUAAUGUUCUACAUCAAAUAUUUAAUUCUUUAUGAUAGUAGAGAGAAAAGCUUCGUUUUAAAGUGUUUGGUCUGAAGACCCUGACGAGGAAACUGAGUCCAAACUAUGCAACAGCAGUGUUCCUCAGCCAUGACGGUGUUUUAUUGAAUAAUGUUCCUCUGAUGAUGCUCUUAAUGCCGCUGUCUUAUAGAACUGUGUCUUAAAACUACAUCAGUAAAAGAAUCUGCCAAAUAUUCUGAUGUUAGUGCCUCCUUCUGCUCUGCUGUGCAAUCAUCUUCAACAGUUCGAGGCCACAAAAAGUCUUCAAGUCGUUCACAUGAAACGUUUCUCUUCCUGUACAGUCUAACUUCUACUCAAUAAAUCCAGCUGUUUUCUAA
Molecule: messenger RNA, 6687 nt
Organism: Amphiprion ocellaris (clown anemonefish)
Lineage: Eukaryota; Metazoa; Chordata; Actinopteri; Pomacentridae
Product: guanine nucleotide-binding protein subunit alpha-13-like
Exons: 5
Coding region: 29-1165 (378 amino acids)
Biological process (GO): Rho protein signal transduction; adenylate cyclase-activating G protein-coupled receptor signaling pathway
Cellular component (GO): brush border membrane; heterotrimeric G-protein complex
Molecular function (GO): GTPase activity; D5 dopamine receptor binding; guanyl nucleotide binding
Source: RefSeq, a predicted model, not a curated record